AUGGAAGAAGAAAAGGGCAAAUAUCAGCUUGCUAUAGAAACAAAAGAAAAAGAAAUUGAUGGGCUGAAGAAAACAUUAAAAACAUUACAGAUUUCAAAAUACACUUUACAGAAGAAAUUGAAUGAAAUGGAUCAAAAGCUACAAUUGCACAUAAUGGCAAAGGAGGAACAUCAUAAGAAACUGAAUGAAGUUGAGAAAUGCUAUGCUACUAUCACAUGUCAAUUUAGAAUGAUAAAAGAGGCUCAUGAGAAAUUAGAGCAAAAUGUGCUGGAAGCACUACAACUUAAUGAGAAACUGGCAUCAGUGAAUAAAAGACAAGAGUCUGAAAUAGAUAAUCUAAAGGAGGAACUGAAGAAAGUAACUACAGACUUGAUAAGGUCCAAGGUCACAUGUCAGUACAGGGUGGGAGAAGAAAACAUCAAUCUUACAGCAAAGGAACAGCAGUUACAAGAACUACAACAAAAAAUCAGAAUGGAAACAGAGAUUAAUAAAAAGCUCAGUGAAGAAAAUGCACACAUUAAAGAAGAGAAACAGGAGAUUAUCAGUUCUCUACAACAUAUGCAGCAGCUGUUUCAGCGACUGACCCAAACAAAUGUCAGAAUGGAAAGUGAAUUGAAUGCACUGAAAGAAGAAUAUAAGACCCUUGAAAGAGAUAAUGAGCUGCAAAGGGAGAAGGCAAAAGAAAAUGAAGAAAAGUUCCUUAAUCUUCAGAAUGAGCAUGAGAAAGCACUAAGAACUUGGAAAAAAGAUGAGGAAGACUUGAGAAUAGAAAUGGAUGCUAUUAAAAAUAUGCUGGUAUCACUUAAAGUAGCUUACAGACAUCUCCAAGACUGCCACCUUUCUCAGAAAGAUCAACAUACUGAGCAAGAGGAAAAUCUGCAGACUAGUCCGAAAGAAAAUGCGUAUACACAAUCUACAAUAAAAAAUGAUAGUAUUUCUGGUCCUGGACAGGAAGAUGACAUUGAAGUAAAGAAUAUUGUAGGCUGCUCUUCAGACAUUGAUAAAGUACAGACCGAACCAAGUAAUGGAAGUGGAUGCAUAGAAGAGACAUAUAACAUUGUUGCCAAAGAUUUACAACUUCUUGAAAACUAUAAGGAUGAAGUUAACGUUGCUAGCCACUGUGAAGAAAAGCAAAGGGAGGCUUCUCCAGGCAAAACCCUCUGCACAGAUAUUGAUUUAAUGACUCAAGGACAGACCUCGGAAGUAUGUGUUGCUGAGUGCAAAAAGACAGCAAAUAUAGGAAAAACAGACAAAAUGUUCUUUGAGAAAAACAAUGCAAGUGCAGAACUAAAGCCACAGGACAGAUCUUGUGCAUUGGCAAAACUCCCAGAGAAAACAAGAAAGAUGCUCCUUGACAAUACUGAAGAAUUUGGUGUCUGCAGUAUGGAUGCAGGUCAACAGACAGACUCCAGCAAGCAUAUAUUUGGCAAUGCUUCAAAUGAAUUAGUUUGUAAUACAAAUGAUAAGGCAGAUGCCACACAGGAUGACAAAGGUGUCUUUAUAAAUGAAGCACCAAACAAAGAAUCCAGACAGGUUAUUGGCAUAGAAGACAGUCCUGUAACUGAGAGAAUUGCAGACAACCAUCAAACCAUGGCUGAAUUUAAUUUUGCCAUCCUGUCUCAGGUUACAGAAAGUAGUCAUACAAAGUUUCAGAAAUGUCACUUACAGGAGUCUAAUGACAUUUAUUUAGAUAAUGAACAAGACAAAACAGAACCACUUCAUCUGUUAAAUCGAAGCACCAGUGGCAUAUCCUCAGAUAUAUUUCAAUUUAAACAGAUUCAUACAGAUAUUCAAGAGAAACACAACAGUGACACUGCAAGCACAACUAAUGGAAACUGUGCACUGAACAGUACUUGUGAUACAGCAAGUGAUGCUCCAGUUCUGCCUACUACUUUCUGUGAUAAUGUAAGUGUGAACACGGACAAUACAAAAGAAAAUAACACUAGUAUGUCUCUGUUAGAGAAUUUCAAUUUAAGUACUGAAAAAACAGAUAAAUGGACAAAUCUGAAUGAUAUGCACAGCAACCAAAGUGAGCAAGACAUUUCUGGACAAACAGAAACUGAUACAAAUACAUAUGCAUGCACAGAUGUUGUUUUGCCUCUGAAUACUGAAAAUAUAUGUGCUUCUCAGACUAUUAUUCAUAAACAAAUGGUUAUAAACAAAAUUACCACCAAUAAACACAUGUCCUGGGGAAAAGUUCAUGCAAAUGAUUUUCAGAUACCCAAAGUGAAGGAUGGACAAUCCCUUGUGAUUAAUGAUAAUGCACUAGAGAAUUCAUUGUUCAGAGCAAAGAGAGAGUCAUUAAAUAGUACAGUUCCAGGAGAGAAAAUUGCUGAAGGUCGCCUGGAAGAAUCAUGUUCUUUACUCAUAAGGACAUCUGGAGAUUUAGUAAACAGAAGUGGAAGGUCAUCCUUUGAUCUUUCAACUUCAGAUAAAAAAACUGAGAAAACUCCAGUAUACUUAAGUUUUUCAGAUCUCAGUCCUUGGUUGAGAGUAAAUCAAGUUGAAAGUCAAACAGCGUGGGCUUCAACUUCUGAAGGGCCUUUCCAUUUGAAAGAGAAACUACUAUGUAUAUCAGAAAACAAAAAGAUUCUUUCAAAAGCAGAGUGUCAAAAUCUGAGCAUAAAUGCUGUCAUGAAAGAAACAGGUCUAGAUUCUACCAGUAUUAACAGAGUUGCUGACACUUUGAAUACCUCAAGUAUCCAUCGAGGUCCCAAGAGAGAUCCCAGUGAAGAAUGGAAUGCAAUAGCAAAGACUUUUUAUGAUUCUUCUUUUCCCACAGAACAUGUCAAAGCAGGAGUUACUGUAUCAUGCCACCAGCAGAAGCUUUCCCAUCUGGCUUCCAAUGUAGAUACACCAAUCUCAAGUGAAAGUUUACUCAGCAAGGAAGAGCAGAAUUGUGAUUCUCAUAACUUCUUUAUAAAAAGUCAAAUCAAUGACACUGAAAAGUUUUUGAAUUUAGAAAGGCUCCACCGAUCUAGAAAAAGGAAAUAUGAAGACAGUCUAGAAAAAGCUGCGGUAGGGGACAAAACAGAAAAAUAA
Messenger RNA from Emys orbicularis (European pond turtle), 3042 nucleotides. RefSeq names its product coiled-coil domain containing 73 (gene CCDC73). The record is from RefSeq and is a predicted model, not a curated record. The coding region runs from base 1 to 3042 and encodes 1013 amino acids. NCBI's taxonomy places the organism in Eukaryota, Metazoa, Chordata, Testudines, Emydidae. The transcript is spliced from 14 exons.